UCGCCGCGUGGGGGCAAUUGAAUUUUUCUGGGCCUUAUGCAGGCGCUGGAGCUACACCAACAUUAGCGGCAGGAGCUCUAUGAGAGAAAAUUCCUUUGAGAUGCGGAUUUCCAUCUUGACAUGUAAAGAAUAACCCUGUCAUCCAAUGCAAAAGGUACUAAGAAGGCUAUCAACUAGGAUUUGGAAGCCUAGCCUGACUAUUCGCAGCGUCUCUUCGAGGCCUUGGCAAGUCCCACGAAAAUUCAAGAUGGCCUCACAAGCCACUCCCGCGGCUGCCCCAGCGGCUAGCCUCACUGUACAUGAUACGGGCUCGUCCAGACCAUCAGACUCAAGACCCCCGAAGCGGCCGGCAGAGGGCAACAGGGGCCCAGGCAAAACCGCUAAAAAGGUCAAAAAGGACAAGAAAAAGGUCAAGGAGGGCGGCAACGAGGAGGUCCUGGCGGCCGAGAUCGAGGACCUGCUGGCCACGCUGGACCUGGCCGGCAAGGACGACCAGCCGCCGCUGCCCGAGGCGGGCGUCGAGUUCGACGUCAGGGUCGUGGAGCAGUCGUCGACAGGCGACGGCCUGGCCCUGCAGGAGGGUUCGGGCCACGUCUACGUCGUGCCCUUCGCCUUCCCCGGCGACACGGUGCGCGUGAGGGUGUUCCGCCACGGGCCCGCGCGCCAGCGGCACAGUCUGGCCGACCUCGUCUCGGUCGUGUCGCCGUCGCCCAUGCGCGACGACUCGAGGGUGACGUGCCAGUACUACGGCCGCUGCGGCGGCUGCAACUUCCAGCCGCUGUCGUACACGGACCAGCUCGCGCACAAGCGCCGCGUCGUCGAGCGCGCCUUUGCCCACUUCUCGGGCCUGCCGCCGGCGUUGCUGCCGCCCGUCGGCGACACCAUAGGGAGCCCGCUCCAGUACGGCUACCGCACCAAGCUGACGCCGCACUUUGACGGCUUUCAGACUCGCAAGGCAAAGCCGCUGGCGGCCUUGCCCGACAUCGGCUUCAUGCUUAAAGGUAGGCGGCGCACAAUCGACAUCGAGGACUGCCCCAUCGGCACCGACGCCGUGCGCCGCGGAAUGAAGAGGGAGCGCGCCCGGAUGGCCGUCGAGUACGGCAACUACAGUCGCGGCGCCACCAUCCUGCUACGCGAGAGCACCCGGCGCUUCCCCAAGACGGUCGACGCCGAGGGCAACAGCGUGGCCUCUGUGCCCGGGGACCUACCUGCCGAGGCGGUCAGGACGGAGACGGACAGAUACGUCGACGUCAAGACGUGUAUCUCGAACCCCAAGGGCACGUCCACCGAGUACGUUGACGACUUUGUCUUUGAGAAUGAGGCCAACUCCUUCUUCCAGAACAACAACUCCAUCCUCCCCAAGUUCACAGCAUACGUCCGCGAACACAUCCUCCCACCGGCCCCAACGGACGGCGGCAGCGACAGCGACAGCGCCACCCCCGCCGUCCGGAACCUCAUCGACGCCUACAGCGGCUCGGGCCUCUUCACCAUCGCGCUGUCGCCCAUCUUCGGCGCCGGCGACAAGUCUAGCAUCGGCAUCGACAUUGACGAGAAGGCGAUCCGCAAGGCCGGCCGGAACGCCGUCCUCAACGGCCUACAGAACAAGGUCAGCUUCGUCGCCAACGACGCCGCCCGCCUCUUCUCCGAGGGCGCGCCCGCGAACAUGGACCCGGACGCGACCGUCGUGGUGCUGGACCCGCCGCGCAAGGGCUGCGACGCGCCCUUCCUGCGCCAGCUGCUCGCCUUUGGGCCCCGCCGCGUCCUGUACGUCAGCUGCAACGUCCACACGCAGGCCCGCGACGUCGGCGUCCUGUCGCGCGGCCACGUCGACGGUGAGGAGAGGCCCGAGGGCGGGCCGAGGUACGAGGUCGAGAGCAUCCGCGGCUUUGACUUCUUCCCCCAGACGUUCCACGUCGAGGGCGUCGCGGUGCUCAACCGUGUUGGCGCCGCCCCCGCGGCCAAGGGCGCCGCUGGGGCUGGGAAGGAUGGGGCCGAGGAUGGGCCUUUGGCGGCAGAGCCUUGAGUGCCAGGAGUCAGGAUAGGGGAAGCAGGAGGCCAAUUGUAAUAAUUACUGGCUAAACGUCGUUGGCCAGCUAGCUUCCGAGGUAUAAAAUCCCAGCAUCUUCGAGAGGGUCCUUUGGGUUCCUAUUUCCCUUUCCGCGAUGACUUCUGUUCCCAUUCGUGAAGGUGACAUC
Gaeumannomyces tritici R3-111a-1 is the source of this 2195-nucleotide messenger RNA. Its product is annotated as tRNA (uracil-5-)-methyltransferase. The record is from RefSeq and is a predicted model, not a curated record. Gene Ontology annotation, biological process: tRNA processing. Gene Ontology annotation, molecular function: tRNA (uracil(54)-C5)-methyltransferase activity, S-adenosyl methionine-dependent. NCBI's taxonomy places the organism in Eukaryota, Fungi, Ascomycota, Sordariomycetes, Magnaporthales, Magnaporthaceae. The transcript has a single exon. The coding region runs from base 146 to 2023 and encodes 625 amino acids.